Penicillium antarcticum is the source of this 1869-nucleotide messenger RNA. Its product is annotated as Zn(II)2Cys6 transcription factor. Bases 1 to 1869 code for a protein of 622 amino acids. The record is from RefSeq and is a predicted model, not a curated record. The transcript has 3 exons. Gene Ontology annotation, molecular function: zinc ion binding; DNA-binding transcription factor activity, RNA polymerase II-specific; sequence-specific DNA binding. Gene Ontology annotation, biological process: DNA-templated transcription; positive regulation of transcription by RNA polymerase II. Lineage: Eukaryota; Fungi; Ascomycota; Eurotiomycetes; Eurotiales; Aspergillaceae.
AUGUCGGUCACCGCCACGACUUUCUUGGAUAAUCCGCUGCUCAAAGUGAGUCGUCCGGUCGCCGCUUGCUCAAGAUGUCGAACCGCGAAGAUCAAGUGUGACGGCAAGCUCCCCGCCUGUUCGGCGUGCGAGAGGGUCGGCAAAGCUAGCAGUUGUUCCGGGGCGAGCGAUGAAUUUGCCAAAGGCAAAGAAAGAAGCUACGUAGCGUCGUUGGAAGGAUACUGUGAGAAGCUCGAGAAGAAGAUACAUCAGAUGCGUGCUCGUUCAACAUCGCUGUCCGCGGAGGGCAAUGGCGUCGCGCGGGAAAUGUCCAUCACCUCGAUUUCAUCCGAGGGACCAUUGGGACCGGCACACAGCAGAGAAGUAUCCGACAUUGAUGAUCUAGUUGGUGAUUUUGGUUUCUUGUCGGUCAACGCGACAUCGCGUGACUUCCACGGCAUUACUUCCAAUACCUCCUUUGCGAACCUCCUUCUAUCUGUCGCUCUUGUCGAUUCUCCUCCGCCAUCCUCUCCUCAUUCAUUACCUGCGCGCCAUGAAGCAACCCCAUUGCUACAACACUACUUCGACAAUGUGUUCGUCCAGUUGCCUUUUUUUGUCGAGACGAGCUUUUGGACCUCGGUAGACGCAGUAUAUCAAUCCGGCGGCCGGUUCGCUAAACCCUUUGAUCAUUGGAUGCUGCGCAUAGUUCUGGCCAUUGCCUCGGCCUCUGUUUCGGGCCAGAAUAACGACAAGAUGCAUCAACGGGCAUGGUCUCUCGUAUCAGAGGCCUUGACAUAUGCCGAGGAAGUCCUUCGGCCAGGGUCUAUAUCAGGAAUUCAAGCGAUAUUACUGCUUGCUCAGUAUUCGUUUGUUGAUCCAGCUCGCUUUCGCAGUUGGUAUUUAGUCGGUAUGGCUGCCAAAGUCGCGGUUGAUUUGGGCCUGCAUCAAGAUCCGCCUACUGAGGUUUUGACCGACCAUGACCGACUUGAUAUCCGUCGGCGAGUCUUCCAUUGCAUCUACUGUCUGGAUAGAGGAUUGAGCUCCACUAUACAGAGAACCUUUUCGUUCUCCGAUGCAUCUGUAAAUGUUGCAUUACCAUCAUGCAGUGCGGCUCCUGGUAAAUCCCUGGAACAAAGUCAUAUCUUUUUACGCAGCCCAGUCCCCGCUUUGCACAUCGUGAAGAUUCGACAGAUCUUAUCUGUCGGGUACCAAGAAAUGCAUUAUAGUGGGCGUGAACCAUCCCCGCAGCCUCUUGUCUUAGUGUGGACUCUGUGCUGGCGAGCUCGGGAGUGGUAUCACCAGUGCCCAAAGAACGCCCCUAACCACUUCUCACUUCUGUAUCGCCUCGAACUGCUGUACACCAUCAUUAUCCUCCUAUCACCAUCGCACAGAUACCCAACGCUACACGACUACAACAAAACCCUGCUCUUCGACCGAUGCAUGGACUACAUCAGCCAGAUCCAUCAAGUCUUAGAGAACCCCAGCGCCCUUCCCUUCCUAACAUAUCUCGACAUUCAACGAGUCCACCAAGUCGGCCGACUCUUCGUCGACGUAUUAUCCGAAAAUUAUGACCAACUUCUGAGUGCCGCUGUGCCUGCACCACCUUCCGUUCCCGCUGGGACGCCUGACCCGCCCGUACUGGGUGAUGAGGACUUGAUCAACUGUCAUGCACGCGCCAUGCGUUGUCUCGCUUACGUUCGUGACAUGCUGAAGUAUUGUGCGAGGAAAUGGGGUUUGCACGGGCCUCUCGAGCAAUUCGAAUGCCAGUCUGCUUCCCUGGAAAAGACACUGAUGGAUAGCUCUAUGGGCUAUAUGUCGAAUCCGGGGAUGUACUCGUCGAGGAUGCCGCUGGUCGGCGAUGAAUACUCGGGAUACCAUCUAGGGCUGUGA